This is a messenger RNA of Polypterus senegalus (gray bichir), 1856 nucleotides long. RefSeq names its product tripartite motif-containing protein 16-like. The coding region runs from base 51 to 1727 and encodes 558 amino acids. Lineage: Eukaryota; Metazoa; Chordata; Cladistia; Polypteriformes; Polypteridae. The record is from RefSeq and is a predicted model, not a curated record. The transcript is spliced from 6 exons. Gene Ontology annotation, molecular function: zinc ion binding; protein binding.
UCCUUGUUUGUCUGACUGAUUCUCUCUGCCUGCUUCUUCUCAAACCGACGAUGGCUGAAGCCCAGCUUUGUGGAUUACAGGAUGAGUUUACCUGCUCAGUGUGUCUGGACACCCUGACUAACCCCGUUUCACUGCAUUGUGGUCACAAUUUCUGUAUGAAGUGCCUCACGGACUGCUGGGAUCAGAGCCAAGAGUGCAGCUGUCCUCAGUGCAGACACACCUUCACCACAAGGCCUGCUCUGCAAAGAAACACUCUGCUGAAUGAAGUCAUCAAGAAGUUAAAGAAGACAGAAAUCAGUUCUCCUCCAUCUCAGAAUUAUGUUGGACCUGGAGACGUGGAGUGUGAUUUCUGUACUGGGAAGAAGUUCAGAGCAGUGAAGUCCUGUCUAACCUGCCCAGCCUCCUACUGUCAGACUCACCUGCAGCCUCACUUUGAAAUAGCGGCCUGGAAGAGACACAAGCUGACUGAUCCAGAUAGUGAUCUGAAGGAGAAACUCUGUGUGGAACAUCAGAAAAGUCUGGAGAUGUUUUGUAAAACUGACGAGACGUGUAUCUGCUUGAUGUGUGGAGUGACUAAACACGACGGUCACAAAAAGGUUGAGCUGGACGUGGAAAGACAAGAAAAACAGAAACAGCUGGGGGCGACACAGAGUGAAAUUAGGAGGAGACUUGAAGAGAAAGAGAAGAAACUGAAGGAGACGAGGAGGACAGUGGAGGAGAUGAAGAUCUCUAUGGAAAGAGAGAUGGAGGAACAUGAGAAGAGCUUCACUGAUCUGAUUCACUGCAUUGAGGAAGCCCACAAGAAAUUGACUGAGAGGAUCAAAGAACAAGAAAAGAGAGAAACAGAGAAGGCUGAAGGAGUCAUGGAGCAGCUGGAGAAGGAGAUUGAGGAGCUGAAGAGGAGAGAAGCUGAGCUGAAGGAGCUUUCAGAGACCAAGGACCAUCUCCACUUCCUGCAGACUUUCUCAUCUCGCUGUGUCCUUCCUGCUAAUGGAGACUCGCUCAGCUUCACUGUCACUGCUGAUGUUUCUUCUAAGGACCUGCUAAAGGAGCUGUCAGGUCUGAAGAAGAGCCUGAAGAAGAUCAGCCAGUGGGACAUCCUGAAAUGGACUCCAUCAGGUCGUGAAGCUCCAAUCUUCACCCUACAGUCUCCUGAACCUCAGAGCAGAGAGGAGUUUUUACAAUACUUCUGUCCCCUCACACUGGACAUCAACACAACAAACAGAAACAUCUGUCUGUCUGAAGAGAACAAAAAGGUGACAUGUGCGGUGACAAUAGUUGAAUAUCCUGAUCAUCCUGACAGAUUUGACCACUGGUCUCAAGUUCUGUGCAGAGAGGCUCUGACUGGGACUCGCUGUUACUGGGAGGUGGAGUGCAGUGGAUUCGUGAUGAGGAUUGGGGUCACAUAUAAAGGACUGAGCAGGAAAGGAGAUGGCGUGGAGUGCAGCCUUGGAUACAACGACAAGUCCUGGACUUUGCAGAUGUCUCUUCUCCAGUACUCUGUGUGUCACAAUAACAAGCAGACUGAAAUCAGCGCCCCCUACAGCCGCAGAAUAGGUGUGUAUCUGGACUGGCCUGCUGGCUCUCUGUCAUUUUAUAGCGUCUCACACACAAUGACCCUCCUGCACAGGUUCAACACCUCCUUCACUGAGCCCCUCUAUCCAGGGUUUAGUGUUGGUCUUGAAUCCAGUGUCACAAUCAGCCAUCUGACACCAUGUGACCACUGACCAGUACCUUCCACCAGUCACUUGAUAUCCCCACAAGUUCAGGUCACCUUUGUGUUUGUAUUUUUGGGGUCAGAGUGACUUUUACUGGAUUUUGGCACCUCUAUGAUUAAAUUUGUGGAUGAGAAUGUG